Messenger RNA from Aphanomyces invadans, 530 nucleotides. RefSeq lists its product as hypothetical. Bases 50 to 433 code for a protein of 127 amino acids. The record is from RefSeq and is a predicted model, not a curated record. NCBI's taxonomy places the organism in Eukaryota, Oomycota, Saprolegniomycetes, Saprolegniales, Verrucalvaceae. The transcript is spliced from 4 exons.
ACGAGAAUUGGUUGACCUGGUGGUGUGCCGCCGACCUGCAGACGUUGCCAUGGACAUCGCCACCUCGAAUGACUACUUGAACGUGUUAACGUCUGUACUUCAGCGCCAAACGAUCAAGGACAUGUUGUACGAAGGAAUUAUGUCCACAAUGUUGUACUGGACUAUCUUCGGAUACAUCCUCUCAAGCGCGCCGCUGGCCGUGUGGAACUUGCACAAGUACAACCUCCUCCGCCGUGUGUCAUGGAAGGCUAUUUUGGGAGGUUCCGUUGGCAUCUUUACGCUGGCUUGGCUCAUUGCCGACUCUACCCCCGCGGACAAGAUCUUUUUCAUCGUCGGCGCCGGUGCCGGUGUGUUUUGCACGCAUUUGCACUUUGAAAUUGCCGAACUCAUUUCGGGGCACAUUGAAGCCGCCCAGCUGAAGAAACAAGAAUAACUUUGUCAAAUUGUCCAUACAAGUGGAUCAUUCUUGUUGGUUCUAGUCGAGGAAAACGAGAUGAAAAUCCCCACGAGGAAACGAGCCUCCUGCGACA